UUAACAAAUUUCAAGUAUUUAGAAAAUUACCCAAAAAAUCGCAAAAAAAUAUAUAUAUAUAAAUAUCCAAAAAGCCGGAUAUUUUGAACGCGUUAAAAAAUGUUAGAAAUUUUAACAAAAUUUUUGAGAUACAAGCAAGUUGCAUUGCUGUUGCAUUUGCAUUGUUGAAGGAAUUACAAAAAAUAAAAAAACGGAAGUCCUGUUUAUAUAUAGACAAAUCGCUAAUAUAUAUCUAUCUAUAUAUCGAAUCGAAUCGAAUCUGAAUAGCCAGCGGCAACAAUUCCUGCCAUGUUAAUCACUUGAUAUUUAUUGUGUGUGUGUGUUUAUUUAUUUUUUCUCUAUUUCUGUUUCCUUUUUUGCAUUUGCUAAGAAAAAAGAACACUUUUUUGGAAUACUGCACAAAAUAGACGAUUUCGCAAUUUCUUUUCUUUUGGCCCAUUGAACACACACGAUCAAAAAAAAAAAAUAUAAAAUCGAAUAAAAUAAAAUAAAAUUCUCUAUAUACAUAUAUAAAAAAUCAAAAUCACAUAUAAAUAAGAGUAUAUAGUAAAUACGUAAUAGAUAUAUAAUAGAUCAAGCAAGAAGUACGAAGCAAGAAGCAAGAAGGCGACAACAUCAAUAAAAAAAUAUAUAAAUUCAUUUUUCAGUUGGUUGCCAUCACGCUGCAACCAAAGUUAAAGGCAACAAGACGGCUACAACAACAACAAGAACACCAAGCACAAGGCCAGCGACAGUGGCAGCGAGAAGGCUGGCAACAAGUCAACACCAAAGGCAUCGGCGCCACUGGAGCCAUCAUCAUCAUCAUCAUCGGCGGCAGGACAAUGCGGAUAUGUGGUCCAAUCGCCUGUUACCGCUGCUGCUGCUGCUGCUGCUGUUCCAAUUCACAUGCUUGCCACAUGCCACACUCGCGAUGGCCACGAUUGCAGCCACAGCUCACGGUGGCCUAACCGUAAUCGAGGGUUCCAGCACCACCACCACCACCACCACCAUCAUCAGUCGCAGUACAAGCACAACCUCCCCAUCACCAUCUCCAACCCUCUCUUCUUCGUCAUCAUCGUCUUCGUCGUCGUCGUCGUCGUCUUCCUCGUCGUCUGUAGUCUUGGCUGGACUUGCGCGCAAGCGACAUCGCAAGCGCAACAGCAGCUGGGAUGAUUAUCGCAAUUACAAUGAGAAUACCACGGCUCUCGAGUGGAUGAAUCCUUGCGGCGGAUCACACAUUCCGCCCACAUAUCACGCCACAUCCACGGCCAAUCAGCGACGUCGCGCCCAUCGUCCCAAGGAGAUCUUCAAAAUACUGCAGCGCAAUGCUGGCACGGAAUACCGCACGCUUAACAAUAGCCACGAUCACAAGGGCAUCGAUAUACGGGAUAUGCAGAUGUGGUCGCUGCACAAUCCCAACUACAAGUUUUUGCCCAAGCUCAAGCCCAAUUCAACGAUCGCUUUGAAGCGUUGGUAUCGCAACAUGCAGACUUAUGUGGCCAGCUUUGCUUACUUGCGUCGCAUCCAGAUCAGUUGGGAUCGUCAUUACUUGAAGCGCGAGUCGCCGAUGGCCAAGGAGCUGAGGGAUCUAUUGAUCAGCUCACGGAGCAUGCUCUGUGAACUUGAGACGGCCGUUAACAACACGUAUCCGGCGAUGGCGCCGGGCCGGUCAACAUCGAUGAAGCAGCAACGUCGCCAAACGCCGCAGUUGCCGCAAAUAUCGCGCAGCGAUAUGAACAAACGUCUCAAGCUGCGCAGCAAGCGUCGUCCAGGUGCUGCCGCUGCAGUGGCAGCAGCAUCAACUGCAACACUUGCAACCACAGCGAGUGCAAGUGCAGCGGCAACAUCGACCAUGCAAUUGGUGGAAGCCGAUGCGAUUGAUGUGCGAUUUGUGAAGCAUCAUUAUUAUGAAUUUCUGCGCACCAUGUGGCAGCUGCUGCGACGCGACAGCAAGCGUGUGCGUCAGCAGCGACGCCAGCGCAGCCAGCAGCAGCGGCAGCGACAGCGCCAACAGCUGCAGCAGCAGCAGCAGCAGCCAUCACAGUCGUCGCAGCAACAACAGCUGUGGCAGCAGCAACAACAACAACAGCAGCAGCAGCAGCAACGGCAACGGCAGCAGCAGCGGUUGCAGCUUUCGCAGCUGGCUGCCAAUAAUGCUGGCGGCGGCGGCAACCGCAAAGAGUUCAAUGAGGUCUCCAAACCGUCGCUCGAUGCCAGCUCAGCAUCGCAGUCAGCUGCAACCUCAGCUUCAGUCUCGGGCAGACGUGGACGUGGCAAGCGCCACCAGCAGCCAUCAACGUUGUCAUCCUCAUCAUCAUCAUCAUCAUCGUCAUCUGCGUCUGCGUCAAAGUUAACGUCAGCGUCAGCGUCAGCGUCUCUGUCUGCAUCAGCGUCGCCGCGUGCUGCGCACGUGAAAAACACACAAAACAAACACAAGUGACAAACGGAACAACAACAACAACAACAAAAAAAUAAGAAAAAAAACAGGAAAAGACAAUCUUAAAUAUUAUUAUUAUGUAUAUUCCACCAAAACGCAAUCCCAAGCUUGCCUAGUUUAAGUAAAUUAUUUGAUGGAGUUUUCAAACAAAGUCGCUCCACUUCUCUCUCUCUCUCUCUCUCUUUACCUCACACCCACCCGCAAAUUAUUCCCC
Molecule: messenger RNA, 2630 nt
Organism: Drosophila albomicans
Lineage: Eukaryota; Metazoa; Arthropoda; Insecta; Diptera; Drosophilidae
Exons: 3
Coding region: 830-2419 (529 amino acids)
Biological process (GO): embryonic development via the syncytial blastoderm; cell surface receptor signaling pathway via JAK-STAT
Source: RefSeq, a predicted model, not a curated record